AUGAUAAUAAAAAAAUUAGCUUUGCGUGCAUUUAUCUUAUUCAUAACUGCAGUCUAUUGCUAUGCUGAAGUCAUAGGACUCAACAGAGACUUAGCGUCAUCCUCCAGCUCUUCUGAUUGAAGAACCUGCAUCAGUAAUAGUGCACAAAAAUGGUGCACUACUACUAGCACAGAGCAUAUUACUGGAGAUACAACUGGGUAUUGUGCUAGCAAUAGUGGCUUUGUUUGCUCCGACUCAAGCAAUAUUGAGAGUAAUGGAGGCCUUAUACUGUGCCCUUCUAAUGUCCAAGUUUGAGGUGUUAAGAGUUACCCAUUAAAUGAUGAUAGUGGAAAAUGGGAACUAAAGAGAACUUCGAUGGCCCCUAAUUCGGUGUGUUCUUAUAGAGUUUACACAAGAAAUGGGUCUAUCAAAAAUAUCAAAGUUAAGGCAGUGUCAUUGGCCAAUAUGAAUGCAACUCUAUUUACAGGAUCUAGAGGCAAGAAUGAGUACAAGUACGUAGCUCGAUUGGCAGUAGACACUGAAGUGAGCGCGACCUAUGAUACUUCCACUGACAUCUACAUUGUUUUUGAGCCUUACACUACAGCCAGCAGUAUCUCCAUACUAGGAGUUAUCCAUCUUCAGACAGGAGAUGGAGGUAAAUCAGAAGCUGUUAUUGUUAUUGUAGUAGUGGUCUGAAUCUGCUGCUGUUGCACUUGCUGCUGAGUUGUAGUGGGGAUUUGCAUUUGGAGAGCAAGGAAGAAGGGAAAGAAUGAUAAGAAGGUAGACAAAGAUAAGCCUAACCCAGAACCAUCUUACGAUAACUCACAAACCAGAAGACAUGUCCAUAAUGAGACCAGACAUCAGUUGGCAAAUAAGAACAAAAACACAAAAUCAUCUGACAAAAAGACUGAGAAGGAUCCUGAAAAAGAAGAAAGUUCCUCCUAUCAUCUUCCCCCGAUUAGGAACAUGUACAACAGACCAGAUAGAUAUAAUGAGAAAUACUAAGAAAUUACAGAGAGAAAUCAAGUUGCCUCAGAUAUAUGGACCAAGUAUCCUGAGUAAACAAACAGAUUUUGCAAAAUUUCAAGUAAUUGUCCC
Messenger RNA from Moneuplotes crassus, 1077 nucleotides. The record is from the annotation of a GenBank genome assembly. Lineage: Eukaryota; Ciliophora; Spirotrichea; Euplotida; Euplotidae.